AUGGGUUCUACUAUGCAUGUUGUCGCUUUUAUAGAACAAAAAUCGCGUCAGAAUGGUAUCGAUUAUGGUGUGGGUAGAUUUAGGUGUGAAGCGGGUCAAUUUGGUACAUUUCGAUUUAAGAUACUUUCAAGUGCGAAAAUGACAAAAUAUUGUCAUUCUUUCACUGAAGGCGAUGUUGUUACUUUGGUGGGACAAUUUUCUUACGAGACUAUAGAUAAAGAAGAAGGAUUUACGUUAAAUGUCUCUGUGGCAACUCCUUUCCCAUCACCGUCAUCGGGUUGUUGGGAACCCGAAGAAAUACCGAUUUCGGCUCCAUAUUUGAGUUUUCACACUCAACCUAUUUCCGGUUCAUUAAGGCAGAUAGAAAAUUGUCAAUUUGUUCGAACGAAAUCAUCAAUUCAUAGUGGUUAUUCACGAUCUUACACAGAUCCAAGGUUUAGAGUUGGUUAUCAAACUGAUAAUGAGAAGUGGAAUAACAUGGCGUUCAAUUGGGAUGCUUAUUCACAAUUUUUUAUAUCCGGAUUCUUCCUUUACGUUGAUAACGGAGAGGUACACAUUGAGGCAACUGAGAUUGAAGUUGAUCCUUCAGCAAAAAAAUGCGGGAAAACUUCAAACAUAUCGAAUUCAACAGUUCCUGGUGUAAGUCCUUUGGCAAAAAAUUUGGCUCGUUUACUUGAACAAGAGAAAAUUUCGUUUUCAACUACUUCUACAUUAGGAACUUUUGCUAAAAAUUCCUUUGAUCAAACCUCAUCAAAACCCGAGAAAAAACCUGCGUCUUUACGCCCUUUGGCGCCAAAAAGUGCAUCCGUUUCUUUACUACAUCAUUCACAAAAUCAAAUGGGUUUACAAUCUUUACAAUCGCAAUUAUCAGAUCAGCCAAUUUCAGAAACUUUGAGUAAAGAUUUAUUGAAAGGUAUGCAAGCGUAUCAUCACAUAAUGCAACGGCUCGGCAAUCCGAUGCCUAGUCAACCACCUUCACAUAUGCCAGUAUUUUCAACGUUACAACAAGUUCCUUCGUCAGAGCCAACCCCAUCAUCAACAGAACAAAUCGCCGAAUUGAUUGCUGAACAAGCUCCACAAGUUUCUAACCAAAUUGAUCGUGAAAGGUCACUAUCGAAUCAAAAUGAACGUGAUAAACCAUCCAAGCCCCCAUCUUCACAACAAGCAUCAUAUCCACAGGAAUUGGUGAAAAGUCCUACCCAUUAUACUUCCCCUCAAAAUGAAAGAGAUCUAACGCCAUCACGUGACAUCGGUAAUAAGAAUGAUUCGGUCAGAUCUUCAAGAGCAGAAUCCGAGUCCAGCGAAUCAAUUGAAUUUGAACAAACUAAAAAAUCGGGUAAAAAGAGUUCACCCGAAGACAAAUCAAAAUCAUCCCGUCCCACAUCGAGAAACACAUUGGGCAAUAGGUUUAUCGUAUACGAACCAAAAAUUCAAGAGUCUGAAGGAAUUAUUAAACCGGAGGGAACCUUGACUGGUAAAAGGGGUCGUAAAUCUAAAAAUUCGAGUACUGCUCGUUCUAACAAAAAAGCUAAAAUUAAGAAAAAUAUUAAUGAGAAAAAUGAGAAAGAAACAACGACGACGACGACAAAUCAAGAAGAACAAAUCACGGAUAUAGCGAACGGAAGUCCGAAAAAUCCUACGGAUAAGGAACCAAAGAAGGUAUCGGAAAAAUCUUCUAAAAAUUCAUCUGACAAUUCUGAAAAUACAAUUUUGAAUUUGAAAGUAGAAGGAGAAACUAUCGAAGAGACGAGAGAGAGUUGA
Messenger RNA from Funneliformis mosseae, 1761 nucleotides. Lineage: Eukaryota; Fungi; Glomeromycota; Glomeromycetes; Glomerales; Glomeraceae. The record is from the annotation of a GenBank genome assembly.